Messenger RNA from Endocarpon pusillum Z07020, 1881 nucleotides. RefSeq lists its product as uncharacterized. Lineage: Eukaryota; Fungi; Ascomycota; Eurotiomycetes; Verrucariales; Verrucariaceae. Gene Ontology annotation, cellular component: endomembrane system. The record is from RefSeq and is a predicted model, not a curated record. The coding region runs from base 1 to 1881 and encodes 626 amino acids. Gene Ontology annotation, molecular function: acyltransferase activity. The transcript is spliced from 4 exons.
AUGUCAAAUGCGAAGUCCGGGCAAUCGACUGGAAACCAGGUCGCUUUUCCUACUGACCAGCUCUACGCUGCUGCCACAAACCACCUCAAAAGUGGCGAUGGCGAACAUUCACAAAUGCAAAGGGCUCUGGAAGUGGGCUCGUACUUCCUCUCGGGAUGCAUGGCGGUCAACCUAUCACAAUUCCUAGGCGCCCCCUUAUAUCUCAUCAACGAAAACUGGUACAAUGCUUGGAUAGCAUUAACCAAGAAAUCUAUCGGCCUCCUCAUGACGACCCUGACCCAAUACUGGGCUCCGACCGUUGUCAGAGUUAGCGGAGACAAGAGCGUCCGGGGUCAGUUGGUUCCGACGGCUAAUGGAGGCUUGAGAUGCCUCUUUCCCCAAAGAAUGGUCCUUAUUGCCAACCACCAGAUCUACACCGAUUGGCUAUACUUAUGGUGGUUCGCAUACUGCAAUGGAAUGCAUGGGUCUAUAUUUAUCGUUCUCAAGGAGUCGCUCAGAAAUAUUCCGAUACUGGGCUGGGGUAUGAGACUUUCACAAUUCAUAUUUUUGAAACGGAACUGGGAGGAAGAUAAACCACAAAUGGCAAAACAUUUUCAGAAAUUGAACAAGCCGACCCUUCCAAUGUGGUUGUUAAUAUUUCCGGAGGGUACAAACCUUGCUGAGUCCACGCGAGAGCGAAGCGCAAACUGGGCAAAGAAGAAUGGAAUCCAAGACAUGCAACACACACUUCUUCCACGAAGUACGGGACUUCGGUUCAGUCUGCAACAGAUGAAGGAAACCGUCAAAUAUGUCUACGAUUGUACUAUCGCUUAUGAGGGUGUGCCACGAGGACAGUAUGCGCAAGAUAUAUUUACCGUGAAAAGUGCCUACUUCGAGGGCCAGCCUCCGAAAUCCGUUAACAUGCAUUGGCGACGUUUCCCACUAUCUUCGAUUCCUAUAGACGACCCUGUAGCAUUCGAAGUGUGGCUCAGAGCUCGGUGGAUGGAAAAGGAUGGUCUGAUAGAGGCCUAUUACCGUCAUGGACGUUUUCCAGCCGACAGGGGUGCUCACAAGACUCGUGAAGGGAAGAUCAUUCGAGGUGCUGGGCAUAUUGAAACCGAAAUCAAGUCCAAUUACUGGUACGAAUUCUUACAGGUUUUUGCUCCUGUCGGCGUACUGGCAAUGGUUUUAUACAUGUUUUAUAAUGCACUUCCGACAACAGUCACAGAAUCACUGAAGAGCCAGGAUGUGCUCAAAAAGGCUGAGGAGUUGCAGAAGACGCAAAUCAACGGUCAAAAGCAACCGCUCCUUACGCAUCCAGUCAAUCAAGUGGCCAAAGAUCCAGAUUCACUGCUCGGGAAGGCAGCGACGAUUUACGCAGGUCUCUCGAAGAACCCAAGUGUUCAGAAGGUCGUCCGAUUGCCUGAGCUCAGUGAGAAGGGUCUAAAGAACGAAAUGAAGAGGCAUCAGCCAGCUGUUGACACCAUAUUCACGCAGAAAAACGCACUUCAAGAUAUGAAAACCAAACUUCCAUCGCGUCCUGCUCCUCAAGCCCCCAAUCCAAAUGUCAAACAGCCAACCAGCAAGUCAAGUAAUGGAGGCCAAGCAAAAAUAACCCAGCAAAGUCCGGUCCGGCGCACCAAAAAUACACCAGCUCAGAAGUCAGGGUCUGUGCCUAAGUCUACCUUACAAAGACCACCUGGGGCAACGCCCCUUCCACCAAAGUCAGCGUCAACAAAAGUAGUGCUACCGAAGCAGACGACAAAGCAGCCAUUGCCAGCAAAAUUGGCAAAUAACAAAAUCCAGGUAGCGUCAACGUCAACGCCAGCACUCAAGCCUCCGUCUAAGCCAACAAACACUAGGCCUAAGGCGGCUUCAGAUAACAAACCCAAUGCAAAAUGA